Danio aesculapii is the source of this 2441-nucleotide messenger RNA. It is a transcript of the gene dgat1b, whose product is annotated as diacylglycerol O-acyltransferase 1b. The record is from RefSeq and is a predicted model, not a curated record. Gene Ontology annotation, cellular component: endoplasmic reticulum membrane. The transcript has 17 exons. Gene Ontology annotation, molecular function: diacylglycerol O-acyltransferase activity. Lineage: Eukaryota; Metazoa; Chordata; Actinopteri; Cypriniformes; Danionidae. Bases 276 to 1802 code for a protein of 508 amino acids. Gene Ontology annotation, biological process: triglyceride biosynthetic process.
CGAGUCGUUUUACGUGGAAGAAUGAACGCGGAACUAUAUCCGGGGGAAAGUCGCAACCUUGCCCGAUAUUCGUGAUUUUAACAAGCGUGCUAAAGUCCACGCACAUUCAUUUGAGUCACCGCAUUAUUACAAAUCUUGCGACACCCUGAGAACUUGCAAAACUGGGGCUUUUAGCAAAAGCUUGUUUUUCCGGUCACAGAGCCAAAUGAGACUCCUGCCUGGACUCGGUUUAUUAAAUUUGUUUGCACAAGGCUUGCUGUAAAUUUGCUGGAAUCAUGAUUGACAAGGAUGAUUUCGGGCCCGUCACCAGGAGUCGGCGGCGCGCGACCAUCACCAGCACCAAGAGCGAGUCUGUGAAGCUGCGGAACGGCGCGAGCGCGGCAGCAGCAGCCGCUGACAGUGAUCCCAGAAGCGGACACAAGGCACGGGAGUACCUGGCGAAAAACUUGCAGCUCAACGAAGAAAACAAGCGAAAAUGCGACCGCUACGACAGAAUGAGUUGCCACAAGUUGCAGGAGUCGAUGUUGAGUUCAGCGAGCAGCUUCAAAAACUACAGGGGGAUCCUGAACUGGUGUGUGGUAAUGCUGGUUUUGAGCAACGCACGUCUCUUUUUAGAAAACCUUCUCAGGUACGGCAUUUUAGUGGACCCCAUUCAGGUGGUUUCUUUGUUCCUCAAGGACCCUUAUAGCUGGCCUGCUGCAUGCCUGGUUAUUGUUUGUAAUGUUUUUAUACUUGUGGCACUGUACACCGAGAGAAAGCUAGCCAUGGGGUCGAUCAGUGAAAAGGUCGGCCUGCUGAUCUACAUCUUUAAUUUAACAAUCAUCUUGUGUUUUCCAAUGGUUGUUGUUUUAAAACUGCCAUCUAUUACGCCAGUUGGAGGGGCAUUUGCCUUAGGAAUCUACACCAUCCUGUUUUUGAAACUGUAUUCGUACAAAGACGUUAACAAGUGGUGCAGAGAAAGAACACAAGCGAAGGCCCGCAGCCUGUCUAGAUCUCUUUCAUGUCCAUCACCUCCAUCUACAUCCAGCAGUAUGCAGUCUUAUGUGUCUUACCCAGGAAACCUCUCUCUCAGGGAUAUAUACUAUUUUGUUUUUGCUCCGACCCUGUGCUACGAGCUUAAUUUCCCCCGAUCUGAAUCAAUCCGAAUGGGAUUUCUCCUCAGGAGGCUCUUUGAGAUGUUGCUUCUCACUCAGUUAUUGGUUGGUUUAACACAGCAGUGGAUGGUGCCAAUCAUUCGGAGUUCAAUGAAGCCAUUGCAGGAAAUGGACUACACUAGAAUGACAGAGCGGCUGCUUAGGCUGGCAGUACCCAAUCAUCUCCUCUGGCUGAUAUUCUUCUACUCGUUUUUCCAUUCCUCAAUGAACUUCAUGGCUGAGCUGUUGAGGUUUGGAGAUCGGGAGUUUUACCGUGACUGGUGGAACUCUGAAACGAUAACGUACUUCUGGCAAAACUGGAAUAUUCCCGUGCACAAGUGGUGCCUCCGGCACUUUUACAAGCCGCUGCUGAGACGAGGUGCCGGCAAGUUACUGAGCCAAUCAGCUGUGUUUUUCGCCUCUGCUUUUUUUCAUGAGUAUCUGGUCAGUGUUCCUCUCAGGAUGUUCAGACUGUGGGCAUUUAUGGGAAUGAUGGCACAGAUUCCACUGGCAUGGUUGGUGUCCAGGUUUCUUCGAGGCAACUAUGGAAAUGCUGCUGUGUGGCUCUCACUCAUUAUCGGUCAACCUAUCGCUGUUCUUAUGUAUGUUCAUGACUACUAUGUCACAAAUCACCAAGACGACCUGACUAUCACUGAAGAUCUGUUAUAAUCCUGAUUGGUGCACUUGGUUAAGCAGCUACACUGCUAAAUACUGCGGUAAGACUAUAUAGAUAAUUUUGAGGGGUGUAAACAAAAACAAUGGUCCCAAUGUAUUUCCUGUUUUACAUUUUUCAUUUCUACAGCUUCCGAGAAUCCAAAAAGAGCAACAACAUUGAUAAAUAAUGUUAUGAUAGCUGUUUUAACAUUAAGUCAUGAUUGAAUCCCUCUUGUUACAGUUAUGAAAUAGUUUGAUAACAAGCAGGAAAUGUUCAUGGGAGCACAUUGAAAUGGUCUAUUGUAGAGAUACUGCUGCAGAUGCACUAGAACAUUUGAAUAUUAUGUUUAAACCUGUUUGCCAGUCUAUGCAAAGUCUAGAACUGCCAAUAGAAACACACAGGAGUCUUUAAGCUUUUACAUGUACAAUACUUUUUAUAUGACACAUCUACAGGUGUCAGAUGCUUAACUAAAUUAAAUGGUUCUUAUUUUUUGAGGGUUUAUUACUAGUUGGCAUUACCGACCAUUCGAGAGACUUUCUCACACUCAGGUCUAUGUUCUGUCACUUAUCUCUGCUGUUUAUCAUUUGCAUAGGGACUCUGUAGAAAUGCUGGAACUGAUCACUGCACAAAUAUAUAUAAGUAUGUAUAUAUAU